UGAAGGUGAAGGACGUGUGCAAUUUGUUGGUGUUUGCGAUUGAUCUAAAAUUUAUGGUGAGCUGCAAUCAAAAUGGCAGACACCUCAGCUCCAAAAGAAGGUGGUGAACCCAUAGUGUUAGAAACUCCAAUGGAUUUUUUAACUAAGCUCCUUCCAGCCAUGCAACAACAGCAGCUGGAAGCAAUCACAGCCCUAGGAGAAAAAUUUUCUACUUCCUUGAACAGCCUCCGAGCCGAUGUUUUAAACAAUGAUAAUAACUUCCAUGUGGACCGCAGUGGAGACAAUUCUCCUGGUCUAAGUCAUGGUGCAGAUAAACAAAAUGAAGCAAAUGCUUCCAUAUCUGCAGAUCACCCUAGAGGAAGGAAAAGAUCCAGGUCUUCAUCAGCAGAAACUUGCCUCAGUCAUGUAGAAUCUAGUUCUUCUACUAGGAGGCCUAGUAAAAAAGAUGUUGAUGCCAUAAGUACAUCAGCAUCCAACCAGUUAGAGGACCCAGACCAAGAUGUCUGGUCUGACCUCAUCAAAGAGUAUAACGAUGAGGACUCCUUUGGCACAGAAGUAGCUCCACCUUUAGCAUCUAUGGCUAAACUCAUGUGGUCGAAGAAACUUACCAAUGAAAAAUUGAAAGGCAGACUAGAAAAAGUCCAAAUUCCCACGAAUUGCCGUUUUUUGUCUGUAAAGAGCUGCAAUAAACCUAUAUGGGCCAAGGCAGACAGGAAAAGAUCAAGUGAUCUGGUAUUGCAGAAACUGCAAACCACUGUUUCGAAAAGCCAAGUGCAUAUCUUACAAUUGGCAGACCAAAUUAUUAAGGCACCCAAACAAGGAAACCUUAUUGUAAUAGAACCAUCCAUUUUAUUAAAUUUGGCUAAAGAUGCUCUUUGUCUAAUCGGUAACGCCAACCAGCAGCUAAAUCAGUAUCGAAGAGUCGGAUUAAUCGGUGCAAUGCCUCACCUAAAAGGAUUGGCAAAGGAUGUGUCUGAAGAAGACUUGUUGCUGUUUGGAGAUGAUUUGGACAAAAGAAUCCAAUCAUUGCAAGAUGAGGAGAAUGCUAUUAUUCCUCCUCUGCAAAGUAUAACCAGUCAAAAAACGAGAAGACCUUCUCAAAAGAUCGAAACCACUCCCUGA
Molecule: messenger RNA, 1122 nt
Organism: Hydractinia symbiolongicarpus
Lineage: Eukaryota; Metazoa; Cnidaria; Hydrozoa; Anthoathecata; Hydractiniidae
Exons: 3
Coding region: 73-1122 (349 amino acids)
Source: RefSeq, a predicted model, not a curated record